Penicillium roqueforti is the source of this 762-nucleotide messenger RNA. RefSeq names its product MIP/aquaporin family protein. The transcript has a single exon. Gene Ontology annotation, molecular function: water channel activity; glycerol channel activity. NCBI's taxonomy places the organism in Eukaryota, Fungi, Ascomycota, Eurotiomycetes, Eurotiales, Aspergillaceae. Gene Ontology annotation, cellular component: plasma membrane. Gene Ontology annotation, biological process: glycerol transmembrane transport; water transport. Bases 1 to 762 code for a protein of 253 amino acids. The record is from RefSeq and is a predicted model, not a curated record.
AUGCCUGUAAGCCUCCACAUCAGCAACAGGACACGCUCCGUGAUCCAUGGAAUCCUUUUCGAAUAUGUUGUCGAGGCGGCAGCUGUCUUCAUUCAGCUCGCAAUUGGCUUUUGUGCAAAUAUCGCCGCUGUCACCAACAAGUCCCACCCCGACACUAGUUGGAUCUGGGGGUCUGCGACCAUGAUCGCUACUUAUUUGUCUGGCAAUGUAUCUUGCGCCCACCUCAACUCAUCUAUCACUAUUAUGCUUUGGUUCUACCGCGGCUUCCCUAAACGAAAAGUCCCCAGAUACUUGGGCGCUCAGUUUCUAGGGGCUUUCUUAGCUGCCAUUGCUGCGUAUAGCCUCUGCUACCAAUCCAUCGAGCGUUACCUCACUACGAGCUCGGAAAAUCUGAUAGUGUCCAGUUUCGUGGCCGUUCAAUAUGCAGUGGGGAUCGGGCCUGCGACCGUGUUUAUAACCGAGUUCAUGGGAGCUCUUUUCCUGGCUGUCAUGGUUCUAGCCGUUGACGACAAGAGUCCUAGCACCGGUAUGAGAUCAAUCAUUUUUGGCCUUGUGGUCGUGUGUCUUCACGCUGCCUUCGCCUCCCAAACUGAAGCUGUGUUCAAUCCAAGCCGAGACCUCGGGACCCGGCUUGCCUUAUUGGCACUAGGCUACGACAGUGACUUGUUUCGGAAUGUCACUUGCCUCUGCUGGUCUUAUCUGGGAUCAAUUAGCGGUGCCUUGAUUGGAGGUCUGCUGUACGACUUGGUCUUUGUUCUAUGA